CCAGCCUCCCCCUUUGCCCCCCACCCCCCGCCCAGCCGCCGAUCUCGCUCCGCUGCUCGCUGACUCGCGCAGGAGCUGCUGCCUACUACUCCACUCGGCAACUGUGUCGGCUGAUGAAAUUGCUUCGAGAUCAAGCACAGCCGAUCAGCUAGUGGUGGUCCUGUAGGUGCUGGAUUGCUCUGACUCUGCUUCAGGUUCUGUUCCAGGGCAGCCGGCAGCCGGAGGCAGGUCGCCCCUUCUGGUUGAGCUCUGUAGCUGUGAGAGCUGCCGCGGAAUCAUCCCCCACGACCUCCUCGCUAUGGCGACAAUGCGGCCUCAAACAAUCCUACUACCGCCGCGCAUCGACCCCAUGUUCAUCAUCGACGGCAAUGGAGGUUCACUAGUCAACGGCAACGACAUUGGUGAUGGUAAACACUUCUAUUGUGCCAAGUGCAUGUCUGUCGUGGCAUGUGCAUGUAUUCGGCCCGGCUUCAGCAUGUGCGACCAUGACUUCUGCUCAAGCUGUGUUGCCAUGAAGCUACCCCAGAACGUCGCCCGCGUCAAAUGCACUGGGGAGAGCUCGACGGAGUCGGAGAAAUAUCACGGCCUGACGAUCUUGCGGCCUGAAACAGUCCAGUUACCGUCGCGCAUCGACCCCAUGUUCAUCACCGAGGGCAAUGAAGGUUCACUCAGUGAGGGCAAUGAAGGUUUACUCAGUGACAGUAAGCGCUUCUACUGUGCCAAGUGCAUGCAUGUGGUGCCAUGUGCAUGUAUGAGGUACAACUUCACCAUGUGCGACCACGACUUCUGCUCAAGGUGUGUCGCCAUGAAGCUGCACCAGAACGUCGCCCGCGUCAAAUGCACUGGAGAAAGCUCGACAGCGUCGGAGGAAUAUCGCGGCGUGACAAUGUUGCGACCUGAAACGGUCCAAGUACCGUCACGCAUCGACCGCAUGUUCAUCACCGAUGGCAAUGAAGGUUCACCGGUGGACGACAUCACCGAUGGCAAGCGCUUCUUUUGUGCCAAGUGCAUGCAUGUCGUGCCAUGUGCAUGUAUAAGGUCCAACUUCACCAUGUGCGACCACGACUUCUGCUCGAGGUGUGUCGCCAUGAAGCUGCGCCAGAACAUCGACUGCGUGAAAUGUACUGGAGAGAGCUCGACUGCGUCGGAAGAAUAUCGUGGCGUGACAAUGUUGCGACCUGAAACAGUCCAAGUACCGUCACGCAUCGACCCCAUGUUCAUCACCGAUGGCAAUGAAGGUUCACCGGUGGACGACAUCACCGAUGGCAAGCGCUUCUUUUGUGCCAAGUGCAUGCAUGUCGUGCCAUGUGCAAGUAUAAGGUCCAACUUCACCACUUGCGACCAUGACUUCUGCUCGAGGUGUGUUGGCUUGAAGCUGUGCCAGAACGUUCCUCGUGUCAAAUGUACCGUGGACAACUCAACGGCGGCGGAGAGAUACCACAGCAUGGCGAUGGUGCGGCCUGAAACUGUAUCAUCGCGCAUUGGCCCUAAGUUCGUUACCGGUGGCAAUGAAGAUUCACCGCUGGUGGACAGCAAGGACAUCGGCGAUGGUAAGCACUUCUACUGUGCUGAGUGCAUGCAUGUGGUGCCAUGUGCAUGUAUACGGUCCAACUUCAGGAUGUGCGACCACGAGUUCUGCUCAAGGUGUGUCGCCGUGAAGCUAGGCAAGAACAUCGCUCACGUCGGAUAUUCUGAAGGUGGGGAUGGUGAUGAUGAUCUGUUCUAUUGCAACAUCUGCAUGGAGAUGGUGGCGAGGACCCUCAAGUUCAGCGUCAACUCAUGUGGCCACGUCUUCUGCUCAAGCUGUAUCACCCAGUACGUCGCCGCGAAGCUGGACAACAAUGUAGCUCGCGUCGAAUGCCCUGACCCAGGCUGCAAGGGCGGUGUCAUUGAGCUGGAGAGGUGCCAUGACAUCAUUUCCCCGGACGUCCUCGACAAAUGGGGUUUCCUGCUGUGCGAAUCUGCGCUUGGCACCAAGAGGACAUACUGCCCAUACAGAGAAUGCUCAGCGCCUCUGCUUGCUGACAGCGAGGCCGGGGCGGCUGCGGUCACGGAGGCGGAGUGCCCGCACUGCCACCGGCUUUUCUGCGCCCAGUGCGCUGUGCCAUGGCAUGGCGGCAUCAGUUGCAAUGAGUUCCAGAAGCUCGGACUGGACGAGCGCGGCCCGGAGGACAUCUUGCUCAGGCAUCUGGUCGGCAGGGAGGGGUGGCAGCGGUGCCCCAAGUGCCAGAUGUAUGUGGAGAAAUCGGAAGGGUGCAAUUACAUCAAAUGCAGGUGUGGAUACAGCUUCUGCUACCGAUGCGCGUCCAAGUUGUCCACGCUAAACCAUUUCUGCAACAAGUGCAAGCGCUGACGAUUUAUUUGGGGUCUAGAGAUCUACGAAUAUAUAGUCUCCUUGAAUAGCUUCAGUUCUGUUUGUGUAUAUAUGGGUUGCUAAGGUAUCUUUUGGUUAUUGCAGUACAAACUGGAGACUGUUACUGCCUGAAUACCUGAUUGUCUAUAUAUAUCUAGUACUCCGUCCCAAAAUGGUUGUGGCUGGUCCAUAUAAUUGUACAAUGUAUCAGAGGAUU
Triticum dicoccoides is the source of this 2570-nucleotide messenger RNA. RefSeq lists its product as uncharacterized. The coding region runs from base 299 to 2353 and encodes 684 amino acids. Lineage: Eukaryota; Viridiplantae; Streptophyta; Magnoliopsida; Poales; Poaceae. Gene Ontology annotation, molecular function: ubiquitin-protein transferase activity; zinc ion binding. The record is from RefSeq and is a predicted model, not a curated record. Gene Ontology annotation, biological process: protein ubiquitination. The transcript has 8 exons.